This is a messenger RNA of Zygotorulaspora mrakii, 1233 nucleotides long. It is a transcript of the gene DSE3, whose product is annotated as Dse3p. Bases 1 to 1233 code for a protein of 410 amino acids. The transcript has a single exon. Lineage: Eukaryota; Fungi; Ascomycota; Saccharomycetes; Saccharomycetales; Saccharomycetaceae. The record is from RefSeq and is a predicted model, not a curated record.
AUGGUUACGCUUCAGUCCCAAAAUUUGCUAUUGCCAAUACUUUAUUUCUACAUCAUACAAUCAGUGAAUACAAUGCCUAGAAAAUUUUUGGGUCAAAGAAUCCUACCCGAUGUGGAUUUUGUUAGACCCUCCUCGCUGACAUUGACAAACGAAGAAUUGGAUCAAUUACCGCUCAUACCACAAGAUUAUGAUGAAGAUGAAGUUCUCAGUCCUGGAAAACUUCCACAAAGACGGAUUGGUAAGUUUGGAGGGACCAUUAGAAUCAAGAAACGGUUAGACUCGGUUCCCGAAUUGUUCCUACAUGAUUUUAAGAAAAGGCCACAUAAAAAAGGAAAUGAAAAGGUUAAAAAAGUCAUAAAAGUGAUAAAAGCAGAGAAGGAGACAUUGCCAUCACUUCCUGUCCUUGUGGAGGAUCAUUGCGAACCAUUGGGGCUCGAUGAUAAAAUAAAUAGCAUAUUCGUCUCAAAUCCCAUUAUUUUACCAAUACAGGUCGCCAAUGACUAUAAAAACGCAGUAUUCAUGCAUAGCCAGGACUCGAGAAGUACUAAUGAGAUUUUAUAUGAUGAGAUACUUGAAUCUUACGCUUCACAAACAGUUCACACAUCUUCGAAUGUCCUAAAAGAUGAAAUUGAGAGGGUCGUUGACAAUAUCAAGAAACAGAAAAACAAUCCCGGUAUAUCACCAAAAAUUGUGAAUUCUGAUUUGCAAUCGUCUUUUUUCAGUUCACCUGAAUCACCAUCGUUGCUACCUCCAUCUCCACCGAUGCUUGAAAGGAUAUCAAGUCCGGAAUAUACUGGGACAAGUGCCUCAGAUCGAUGGAGCUCAGAUGAUGACUUUUCAGACUUUGGUAGCAUUGUGCCAAGUUUAGUCAAUGAAGAAGGUUACACCACCGCUGCGGGCUCUAUCAGAUCUGCGUACCAAUUGAAGCACGAGAACCCUGCAAAAAACAUGCUACAGCAUCCUAAUGGUAAGACGAUGGUACCCGUAAAGACGCAACACACAUUUGUAAGGCCAAUGAUAAUGUACAUAUCGGAUGAAGAGCAUGAAGAGCAUGAAGAAAACGAAGAGAACGAGGAGCAUAAAAAUUAUAAAGAGACCGAAGAGAACGAAGAGCAUUCUAGAAUAUAUGCGACGCAAGAUGCGAGUGUAGAAGAUCUUUCACAAAUGUCAAUAUCUUCACCACUCGACUCCAUUAUGGCACUACAAAGUAAAAUUGAUGCUAUAGAUAUAUAA